Terrapene triunguis (Three-toed box turtle) is the source of this 2045-nucleotide messenger RNA. RefSeq names its product UDP glycosyltransferase 8 (gene UGT8). Lineage: Eukaryota; Metazoa; Chordata; Testudines; Emydidae. Bases 71 to 1696 code for a protein of 541 amino acids. The record is from RefSeq and is a predicted model, not a curated record. Gene Ontology annotation, molecular function: UDP-glycosyltransferase activity. The transcript has 6 exons.
AGCUGACGUUGACAUGUCCUGAUGGAACCACUGCAGCAAACACAACUGCAAUUAGCCCUUGGGCUGCUCUAUGAAGUCUUACACUCCAGUUUUCAUUCUCCUGUGGGGCGCUGUCGGGAUAGCAAGGGCUGCCAAAAUCGUUGUUGUGCCGCCAAUUAUGUUUGAAAGCCAUCUGUAUAUUUUCAAGGCCCUGGCCUCAGCCUUGCAUGAGCAAGGUCACCAGACAGUGUUCCUCCUCUCUGAGGGCAGACACAUCCCUCCAUCUAAUCACUAUAGACUCCAACGUUACCCAGGGAUCUUUAAUAGCAGCACCUCGGAUGAUUUUCUUCAGUCCAAAAUGAGGAGUAUUUUCUCUGGAAGACUGACAGCACUGGAACUAUUUGACAUCCUGGAUCAUUAUUCUAAGAACUGUGACAUGAUUGUGGGCAACCAGAACCUAAUGCAUGCCUUGAAACAGGAAAAAUUUGACCUCUUGCUAGUGGAUCCUAAUGAGAUGUGUGGGUUUGUUAUAGCUCACCUUUUAGGUGUUAAAUAUGCUGUUUUUUCCACUGGCCUUUGGUAUCCAGCAGAAGUAGGUGCUCCGGCUCCUUUAUCUUACGUUCCAGAAUUUAACUCACUUCUCACAGAUCAUAUGAACUUUCUAGACAGGAUUAAAAACACUGUUAUUUAUCUGGUUUCAAGAUUAGGAGUCAAUUUUUUGGUUCUGCCGAAAUAUGAAAUGAUAAUGCAGAAACACAAAGUGCUGCCAGAGCGGUCGAUGCAUGAUUUGGUUCAUGACUCCAGCCUGUGGAUGCUGUGUACAGAUAUAGCACUAGAGUUUCCAAGACCGACGCUACCAAAUGUUGUUUAUGUGGGAGGAAUCCUCACCAAACCGGCCAGUCCUCUACCAGAAGAUCUUCAAACAUGGGUGAAUGGUGCUAAUGAAAAUGGCUUUGUCCUUGUCUCAUUUGGAGCUGGAGUGAAAUAUUUGUCAGAAGACAUAGCAAAUAAAUUAGCAUAUGCCCUGGCAAGACUUCCUCAGAGGGUUAUCUGGAGGUUUUCAGGCAGCAAGCCGAAGAAUUUAGGAAACAAUACAAAACUCAGAGAAUGGUUACCACAAAAUGACCUCCUUGGUCAUGCUAACAUUAAAGCCUUCCUUAGCCAUGGUGGUUUGAACAGUAUUUUUGAAACCAUGUACCAUGGAGUGCCUGUGGUGGGAAUUCCCCUCUUUGGAGAUCACUAUGAUACUAUGACCCGAGUGCAGGCCAAAGGCAUGGGAAUAUUAUUAAACUGGAAGACAAUUACUGAGGAUGAACUAUAUGAAGCACUGGUGAAAGUCAUUAAUGAUCCCAGCUACAGGCAACGGGCCCAAAAGCUGUCUGAAAUUCACAAGGACCAACCCGGGCAUCCUGUUAAUCGGACAGUGUACUGGAUUAAUUACAUCCUCCGACACAAUGGAGCACAACAUCUACGUGCUGCUGUUUACACCAUCUCUUUUUAUCAGUAUUUCUUACUGGAUGUUGCCUUUGUUGUACUACUUGGUACUGCCUUAUUUUACUACAUUUUGGCCAGGAUAGCAAAGUUUAUCCACAAACAAAGCAAACAUCUUUGGUCAAGUGAUGAACAUAGCACCAUUAAUGGACAUUACCACAACGGGAUACCAAAUGGCAAAUACAGAAGAAAUGGUCACAUUAAACAUGAAAAAAAGGUGAAAUGAGCCAACUACCCCAUGUACAGUAAUGAAUCAGAUCAAUAAUUGAAUUUUAUCGUUGUAACUUAGUCUAACAACUACUUAAAGUAAAACAUCAGUAAACAGUUCUAACUCUCCCCUACAGUAUGUAAUCUUAUAUGAUGAGAUUCUACAGAACUAAGAAACAUCUUUAAAAAACAAAACAAAAAAUACAACCUAAAAUGCAAAAUGUAUUUUAUUCUUAAUACUGAUGCAGAGAGGUUAUUUUGGCACUGACGUUUUUAGAAGCCUUAAUUCUCUGAAGUAAUUCAAUGACCAUAUUUAUGAUUUCCCAGUUUUUAAACCUGAAUGUGUGUGUCCCAGAUAAGGAAAGGUU